GACGACUGGUAAGUGGCCGUGCAACACGGCUACCAUAAUGUACUACAUAUUAUAUACAAAUUACAGUUCAUAACCUACAAAUUCUUUCACUCUGCAGCAUAAGCAAAGCGAUCGGAUUCAUUUUUACACUCGUGUCUUUUGUGUUUGUCCGCCGUCAACACACAGCCAUGUCUUCGAAAGUGUCUAAGGAUACUCUGUACGAGUGCGUCAACGAGGUCUUGAGUCAUGCUAAGUCCCACAAAAAGAAUUUUCUCCAGACGGUCGAACUACAAAUCGGUUUGAAGAACUACGACCCGCAAAAGGACAAACGUUUCUCAGGCACGAUUAAGCUAAAACACAUCCCGAGGCCCAAGAUGAAGGUUUGCAUUCUUGGUGAUCAACAGCAUUGUGACGAAGCCGAGGUAAACAAGGUACCGUUUAUGGACGUUGAAGCGCUUAAAAAGCUCAACAAGAACAAGAAGUUGGUUAAGAAAUUGGCCAAGAGGUACGACGCAUUUUUGGCUAGUGAUGCUCUCAUCAAACAGAUCCCUCGUUUGUUGGGACCUGGUUUAAACAAGGCGGGUAAAUUCCCUGGUUUAUUGUCUCAUCAAGAGUCCAUGAACAUGAAAAUUGACGAGGUGAAAGCCACCAUCAAAUUCCAAAUGAAGAAGGUAUUGUGUUUAUGUGUUGCUGUUGGACACGUCGAUAUGAAAUCUGAAGAAUUAGCUCAGAACAUCCAUCUUUCAAUUAACUUUUUAGUUUCAUUGUUGAAAAAGCAUUGGCAAAAUGUCAGGUCGCUGCAUAUUAAGUCAACCAUGGGUCCACCUCAACGUUUGUACUAAUAUGUAUUGAAAUGUUUGAUAUUUUGAAUAAAGACCACAUUGUUAUCAAUGUA
Messenger RNA from Adelges cooleyi (spruce gall adelgid), 874 nucleotides. It is a transcript of the gene RpL10Ab, whose product is annotated as 60S ribosomal protein L10a. Bases 168 to 821 code for a protein of 217 amino acids. Gene Ontology annotation, biological process: translation. NCBI's taxonomy places the organism in Eukaryota, Metazoa, Arthropoda, Insecta, Hemiptera, Adelgidae. The transcript is spliced from 4 exons. The record is from RefSeq and is a predicted model, not a curated record. Gene Ontology annotation, cellular component: large ribosomal subunit. Gene Ontology annotation, molecular function: structural constituent of ribosome; RNA binding.